AUGUUGAUGGAAGCUAUGACUGCUCAGCUUAAUAAGACUAUGUUGGAAAGCAUGAAUGAGAUGAUGAAACACAACAUGGAAGAGAUCAGAAGGGAGAUUAGACAAGCUACUGGUCAAGGUCACAGUAAUGAGAGUAGGAGGAACCGUCACACUCAUACUCCGCAAGAGCAUGGUGGUUCACAAGAGACUGAUAACUACUAUGAGCGCCACCGAAGUGAGAGGAGUGGUUCUUCCUCAGCAUCACGAGUGGACCCUGAUGCGUAUCUUGAAUGGGAGAAGAAGAUCGAGAUUGUAUUCAACUGCAAGCACUACACCAAUAUUCAGAGGAUUCAAUUUGCUGCAACUGAGUUUGUGCCUAACCACUACCACAGAGAUCUUCAUCAGAAAUUGAGGAAACUUACACAAGGAACCAAGACUGUGGAAGAGUACUACCAGGAGAUGGAGUUGCUGAUGUUGAGAGCUGGUAUAUCUGAGGAUAGAGAAGCUUCUAUGGCCCGAUUUCUUGGAGGACUUAACCGCGAGAUUCAAGACAAUUACACUAAAGAAGAGAAACCAUCCCAUAUGAGAGAUAACAAGCCUCAGCCGAAAGAAGAAUCCAAGUCUAGCAUCCCAUACAGCAAAGAGAAAAGCAAGGCGGAAGCUACAAGUUCUAGAACUAGAGAUGUGAAGUGUUUCAAGUGUCAAGGCAGAGGACACUAUGCCAAUGAAUGCACCAACAAGAAAGUGAUGAUUCUACUUGAGAAUGGAGAGUAUGAAUCAGAAGAAGAGCACUCCGGGUCUGAUCAAGACAGGUCUGAUGAAGGUAGUGAAGUAGAACCAGUGAAAGGAAGAUUGUUGGUGACAAGAAGACUUUUGAACUUGCAAACUAAGGCUGAAGAGACUGAGCAGCGUGAGAACCUCUUCUACACUAGGUGUAUGGUUCAGGGUAAGGUGUGCAGCCUUAUUAUUGAUGGUGGGAGCUGUGUCAAUGUAGCUAGUGAGACCAUGGUGAAGAAAUUGGGUUUGAAAGUUCAGAAACAUCCUAGACCUUACCGGCUGCAAUGGCUCAAUGAAGAAGGUGAGAUGAGAGUCUCCAAUCAAGUGCUGAUCCCUAUAGCCAUUGGUAGAUAUGAAGAUGAGAUCUUGUGUGAUGUUUUACCAAUGGAAGCUAGCCAUAUCCUUCUUGGUAGACCUUGGCAGUUUGAUAGGCGAGUGGUUCAUGAUGGUUUCAGUAACAAGCACUCUUUUGAGUUUAAUGGAAAGAAGACAGUGCUGGUACCUUUGUCACCUAAAGAAGUUCAAGCAGAUCAACUCCAACUUCAGAAAAAGAAAGAGAUCGACCUGAAGCCUGAUCAGAAACAUCACAGCCUCUAUACCAAACAGGGAGAUAUCAAAAGAAUUCUUUACUCUCAAUCCUCUAUUAAGACAACCCCACAGGAUUGCCACCAGUGCGCGGGAUAG
This is a messenger RNA of Raphanus sativus (radish), 1440 nucleotides long. RefSeq lists its product as uncharacterized. The transcript is spliced from 5 exons. The record is from RefSeq and is a predicted model, not a curated record. The coding region runs from base 1 to 1440 and encodes 479 amino acids. Gene Ontology annotation, molecular function: nucleic acid binding; zinc ion binding. Lineage: Eukaryota; Viridiplantae; Streptophyta; Magnoliopsida; Brassicales; Brassicaceae.